CCUCCCGCUGCCUGUUAUUUUCUGCAACAAGAUGGCUGUCGUCCCUGAGAGCAGAGUCCUCACUUUCAGCGUUUUUAAAUGGAGCUCUUACUCCUCGACAUAUUUACCCGAGAAUAUCUUGGUGGACAAACCUAAUGAUCAGUCUUCCAGAUGGUCUUCAGAGAGCAAUUACCCUCCACAGUUUUUAAUCUUGAAGUUGGAACGGCCGGCUGUUGUCCAGAGCAUCACAUUUGGGAAGUAUGAAAAGACUCACGUCUGCAACCUGAAGAAGUUUAAAGUGUUUGGUGGGAUGAGUGAAGAGAACAUGACAGAGCUUUUGUCCAGUGGCCUUAAGAACGACUACAACAAAGAAACAUUCACCUUAAAGCACAAGAUCGAUGAGCAGAUGUUUCCCUGCAGAUUUGUAAAAAUAGUGCCUCUGAUGUCGUGGGGUCCUAGUUUUAACUUCAGCAUCUGGUACAUCGAGCUGCACGGUAUUGAAGAUCCUGACGUGGUGCAGCCCUGCCUUAACUGGUACAGCAAGUACAGAGAACAGGAAGCUAUUCGCCUUUGCCUCAAGCACUUCAGACAGCAUAACUACACAGAGGCCUUCGAAUCGCUGCAGAAGAAGACGCGGAUAGCGCUGGAGCACCCGAUGCUCACUCACCUGCACGACCGGCUGGUGCUGCAAGGAGACUUUGACGCCUGUGAGGAGCUCAUAGACAAAGCUGUGAGAGACGGUUUGUUUAACCAGUACAUCAGCCAGCAGGAGUAUAAGCCGAGGUGGAGUCAGAUCAUCCCGAAGUGUAACAAAGGUACAAGCGCUCAAGAAAUCAACCGAGACGACAUGAACAGUGACGGCGACGACAACAGGCCCGGGAUGAGGGGAGGACAUCAAAUGGUCAUUGACGUCCAGACCGAGACCGUGUACCUGUUUGGGGGCUGGGAUGGCACACAGGACCUGGCUGACUUCUGGGCAUACAGUGUUCAGGAAAACCAGUGGGCCUGCAUCUCCAGAGACACAGAGAAAGAGAGCGGCCCGAGCGCUCGCUCUUGUCACAAGAUGUGCAUCGACUCUCAGCGGCGGCAGAUCUACACGCUGGGUCGAUACCUGGACUCCAGUGUCAGGAACAGCAAGUCCCUGAAGAGUGACUUCUACCGCUACGACAUCGACGCCAACACCUGGACGCUACUCAGCGAGGACACGUCAGCUGACGGAGGGCCCAAGCUGGUGUUCGACCACCAGAUGUGCAUGGACUCAGAGAAGCACAUGAUCUACACGUUUGGCGGUCGUAUCCUGACGUGUAACGGCAGCGUGGAGGAGAGUCGGACGUCAGAGCCUCAGUUCAGCGGCCUUUACGCCUUCCACUGCCAGGCCGGGACGUGGAGCCUCUUACGGGAGGACUCUUGUAAUGCCGGGCCGGAGGACGUCCAGUCCCGCAUCGGGCACUGCAUGCUCUUCCACACUAGAAAUCGCUGUCUGUACGUAUUCGGGGGUCAGAGGUCAAAGACGUACCUCAACGACUUCUUCAGUUACGACGUGGAUGGAGACCACGUGGAGAUCAUCUCUGACGGCACCAAGAAGGACUCAGGCAUGGUUCCCAUGACAGGCUUCACGCAGAGAGCCACCAUCGACCCAGAACUCAACGAGAUCCACGUCCUGUCCGGCCUCAGCAAGGACAAGGACAAACGAGAGGAGAACGUCCGCAACUCCUUCUGGAUCUACGACAUCGCACGCAACAACUGGUCGUGUGUGUACAAGAACGAUCAGGCGGUGAAAGAGAACCCGAGUAAAGCUCUGCAGGAGGAGGAGCCGUGUCCACGCUUUGCCCACCAGCUGGUCUACGACGAGCUGCACAAGGUGCAUUACCUGUUUGGUGGAAACCCCGGGAAGUCUUGUUCUCCUAAGAUGCGUCUAGACGACUUUUGGUCCCUCAAACUGUGUCGGCCCUCCAAGGAGUACCUGCUCCGCCACUGCAGAUACCUCAUCAGGAAGUACAGGUUUGAGGAGAAAGCCCAGUCAGAGCCACUGAGUGCACUCAAAUACCUGCAGAACGACCUCUCGCUGACAGUGGACCACACGGACCCUGAUGAGACCAAAGAGUUCCAGCUUCUGCCUUCGGCUCUCUUCAAGUCCAGCUCCGACUUCAUCCCCUUAGGUUUCUCAGACGUGGAUCAGACGUACGCUCAGCGGACGCAGCUCUUUGACACACUGGUCAACUUCUUCCCGGACAGCAUGACUCCGCCUAAAGGAAAUCUAGUAGACCUCAUCACGCUUUAGCCCCUACUACUUCCAACGCCCACCCCUCCCUCACCACCUCACCUCACCUGCUGGACUGACUGAACUCCUGCCCAUCCCUGCACCUGAUGGGACAGAGGACACAGAGACCAGUAAUUUUUCUAUUCCUGAACCCUGCUUGUGGGAUAACUCCUCGUGCGGAAGCUUCUGCUGUUACCCAACGCUGAGGUAAACACACACACGAACAACACUGCGGUGUUCGGAUGUGACUGAAUCACCAACAACCUGAAGUGUGUGUUUCUCUUCUCCCAAGAUAUCCCUUUGUUUUUUCUUCUUCUUGGUAAUGAAGAUAUCUUGGAGCACGCAAAGCCCCUCUGAACUCUGCCAAAUAUCGCUUCUGUUUCUCAUCAUCUCUUGUUUUCCCCCUCGGUAGAAAAGUUAAGGCCAAAAAAAAAAGAUUUGCAUUCGUUUGCAGUCUUUUUGUAGAGUUUAAAAAUGUUGGAUUUGAGCUUUGGACCCUCACAGGCGCUCGGAGCAGAACAGAAGACACGCCGCUGUCUGCUGAGGCCAGUUGUUGUGACAGGUCAGUUUGGAUUCACCUGAUGAAACUUCAGCGUCUGCUUUUAAAACUUUCGUCCUGCAGCACUUCUCAUGAAUGUGUCAGCCAAAAAGAGUCAAAGGUGUAAUUAUGGAGCAAAGAUUCUAUGAGAUAAAGUUUAAUAUAUAUCUAAUUAUUGAUUUUGGUUGCUCUCCCUGUAAAUUUGCCUGGUGAAGUUUGGUUUCAUGGGUUUGAUUUGUUUCCCUCGGUGAUGAAUAGACGUGUACAGAAAAUGUAAAUACACAUAUAGGACUUCUUUGGGGUGAACAGACUCAGAUCAGAUGUGCUCAGAUCUGCUUCUCUCUCGUCCCUCUUCUUAAAAAAAAAAGUCAGGGUCCACAUAUCGUAACUCUCUGGCUCUACAGUAUAACUUAAUUAUUAUUAUAACUUAUUGGAAAUAAAUUAAAACACGGUGUGUGAGUGAAGUGCCGGUGCCAGUAAUAAGUUUGACGAUGAUGGGAGUGAGAAGAGCUUCUUUUUUUUGUUCUAAUGUGUGAACACGAUGAUACUCUGACGUGUGAUGAAUUAGUUGGUGAAAUGUUCCUUUUUGCCCCAGUUAUCCCGAAUGUGCCCAGAGAGGAUUUAUAGAUUAGACCUGCCUCGCCUCCACGACUUCCUUUACAGCAACGAAAACAAACAACCUCAGAUCUUAUCUCUGAAAUACAACUGAAAUAUCUCGACAGGUUGAGAUGACAUCCGGUGAUUGUUCAGCAGACUGAUUUGUUCUUUAGCUGCACCAACAUGAAUUAUAAUCCCUCUACCUAAGCUCACCUCAUGGUGGUGUAAUUCACGUGUUGAAUAAUACCUCCUUCAUGAAGACCUGCAAACGUGGUAUAGUCACACUUUCCAGUUGCUAGAAUUUAAUCAGCUUCUGCCAGCCAAUCAGAAUCUAGAGCUUUCAGUAGCUUUGAUAUACAUCCAUUAAACAGACACACACCAGGUUUUUGUUAUUUGACUUCCAUAGAAGUUUCUGUUGCCUGAACACUCAUCGAAAAUCACUGAUUGGAUCUUUAUCAGCUCCCUUUCGAAACAUUGAGUGAAUUUAUCUGGACUUUAUGAGCCUGAUCCUGGUUUUGAUCAUAUCCAGGAUGUGCCGUUUACACUCACACAGAAACCUGGUUAUUCAUACCCCUGUAAACAUGAUAAAGACUUCUAUCCUGGUUUCUGAUCACUGCGUCUUAUUUUUGCGGGCGCCUUUGAUGUUUAUUUUUUGCAAAACAAAUUACGGCAAUUUAGAAAUCUGAGAAAAAUGAGACCACUUGCAGGCUCAGCAUUAUUAAACAACACCACCAUGCAGGUCUGUUGUUUCCACCUCACUCCUAGAUGAGUUAUUCUUGUUUCUGAAAAUCGUGGUAAGUUGUUGCAUGCAUAAACACAAACAGGCUACUAAAAGAACCUGAUAUAAGCGAAAUGCUCUUGUCGAUAUAAACACACUCAACUCUCAACUGUUGUUAAAACAAAGACGAGAUACCCGAGACCUUUUGGUCCCCUGCAGACUGUCUUUCCAGAUUAAAGGAAAAGAAAAACACACAUUUGGUAAAGUUGUUGUAAAAUCAAUUAAAAAUAAAAAAACUAAUAUAAAAGCAAAUUAUAAUGUCAAAAAAAUGUUAAAAGACAAGUGAACGAAUCACUGACAGCGUUUUAUCUUCCAAAAACAGGUCAAGAGUCAGACUGACUAUGAGAGUAACCCUGGAGGAGGGCUGCAACUGACUAUGAUUAAAUAGUUGAUGCAUUUGUUAAAUAUUUUUCAAUUAAUUAAACAUUUUUGGCAUCAAAAUGUUAAAAAUUUUUUUUUGAAAAUGCCCAAAAAUGUUAAAAAAAAAUCAAACGUGUGCAAAAAAGUCAAAAAACAAAUUAUUCCAUUAACAGUCAAUCAGAAGUGAAGAAACCAGUAAAUGAUCACACUGAAGAAGCUUCUAUUUGGACUCAAUCUGAAUGAAGCUUUUAUAAAAGCUGGUAAUUGAUUGAUUGGUUGAUUGAUAGAUAACUGAUCAGCUGUUGCAGCUCUCUGCCUACAAACCGGUGAUACUAGUCUCACACCUUCAGUUAAAACGUUCACUUCUGCUGCUACAGAACCAUCUGAGGUCCCACCUUUCGUCUUCCAUGACUCUGUAACACUCAAAUAGUUAUUAAACACGAACCUGAUCAUCAAACACUUCUCAUCUGAACACUACGUGGCUGUCUCUGCGACUGUUAACCAGACUCUGUUUGUGUUUAAUGUACAGGAUCCGUUCUGUUUCUUCCUUUGAGCGUAAAGAACACUGAAGUCAUAGAUGAAUAGCAAAUUUAAAGAUCUCGUCUUCUAGCUUUACCUCAGGUCAUCAGACAUGAACUUGUGAACGAAUGAAUCCCUUUGUAUCUGCAUUUCCUAGACAGCGAUUCACAUUCAUGCACUUAUUUUGUACUUAAAGGACCAUGCUACUGAAAGGUGAAAGGAAAACAUUAUGAGCCAGUGCUAAAAAGUUCCCAGUGAGAUAAACCUCCUUUAAGUGUGCAGGCAUGAGAAACAUGUUCCUGUGAUCCAUCAGUGAGGGAGAGUAUUCCCCAAACUAUCACACUACGUAUACAAAGGUCCAGUACGUAAGACUGAGUAAGGGCAAUGACACUUUUUCAAACAUAAAUUACCUAAAAAUAAGAAUUGAUGUUCUUUUGUUACCUGAGAAUCCUCUUUUUGUACGUACAGGAUGGUCGGUUCUCACAUAUAGAUUCUGCUGUUUCUACCAAGGUUGUUUUGAAGCAACACUUUUCCUAGUCGUUCUAACAAAAACUUAAAUUCUGAAUAAUCUUAAGGUGAUAAAACACUCAGAAAACUGAAAUUCACCACAAACACAGCUAAACACAGGAUCACUGAGUCUGCAGACUGUCUACCACUAUCAGAGCUAGUACUUCCUUGCAUGUCAGCGUCCUCAUGCCUUUACAGGUUCCUUAUUGCUCUGGUGGAGUAGUUAUAUGUCAGUUUAACCAGACAUACAACUUUACUCCAUUUAAAGAUGAACAUACUGACAAACCACACCAUGCUACGAGACGACAUCUGUCACCUGUGCUUGUUUACAUCCAGGUAGUAGAGCUUUAGAGCUGCACUUCAACCAAGACAAUUUACCUGAAUUCUGUGCCUACAGUAAAAAUAUUAAUAACCAGUUUAACUGACUGGUAGCUCUGGUGCUAACAACAUUUGAUAGUUAUGUCGACUACACGCCCACAUCCCUGAUUUCUACAGAAGCCCAAAAAUAAACAAAUCAAACAUUUCCUCUCGCUUUAAAGCCUGAAAUUUGGCGUUUUUGCCAUCCUAUCAUGUUUUUCCACCUGGAAGUUACCAUUUUUGGACACUCUUCCUGGAUUGACAUAUUGCUGCAGUAGUAACACCAUGUUAUGACUCCUCCCCUCUUUUAUGGUCUGCUUGGCUUCAAAUGGGACCACAGUUUCAAAAGUUAUAAAGCAUCACGAAGAGGACUUAAAACUAAAACUAGGGGCCGUCAAGUCAUUUGGAAAAUUACAUUCAAAUCCAAACUAUCAGACUACUUUUUGCAACCAAGGAGUCGCCCCCUGCUGGCCAUUUGACAGAACGCAGGUUUAAAGCCCUGCAGCAUUGAAACUUAAGAGGCUAGGUGCUCUUCUCGUAUGCAGUCUAUGAUUUUUAUUAGCUAGACGCCACUAAAUUCUGCACAAUGUCCCCUUUAAGGCACAUGAUUUGUAGGAAAUGGGCUUAAAAGAAACAAAAUGAUGGUAGCAUGGUCCUUUAAAUGUCAGAGAUGUUUGUUUUCAGGGUUUUAUUUCAUAACGUUUGCAUCUACGCCACCGCUAAGUCCUUUCCAUGAAGUGCACUAAUGUAGAAUCAGACAGACUCCCCUCAGAAGGUCGUUUACCGUGAUCGUUGGUGCUCUGCUGCAGCACCUGCCGUCACUGUAAUAAUCUCAGUGUGUUUCUAUAACCUGCAUGUGACAGUCCUUCCUUUAAUCAUUCGAGUAAAGAAAACCUGCAGACGUUCCCCGAUAGAGGAAUCUUUAACAUUUAUUUUGUUUGAUUUGUUGCGGCUUUAGUCGAGGCUGGCACAUACGUUGUGUCCUUGUAUGUUCCUCUCCAUGCGUCUUCGACCCAGGGCAAAAACUGUUGCGUUAAGCUGAGAAAAUAUUAUAUCUAACUGAGGGAUUAUUUAUGAUAUUUUGACAUUUAGGGCUCUUCACGCUUGCCGUAGCAUCUCUUUUUGUUUCGUUUUGUGCCAGAAGAAAACUGUUAAAAGACUUAAGAACGCACCUUUGUAAAGAAAAAAACAACACAAUGCCAAAUACUACUUUUCUUUUUGCUCUCAAGGGUAAAUCUCCACACAAAACUGGAUGAUGUGUUAUUAUUUUGUACUCUUUCUUUCUAUCUGGCCCCUCUCUGGACCCCCGGGUGGGACUCUGUACUCUCCGAUCAGUGAGCACUACUCUGUGGAUACAGUGAAUGUGUAGAAAGCCUUGUAGUAUUGCAUUGUAUGUAAUGUAUAUAAUGAAUAAAGAUUGUAUUUUGUUCAGGUUUUCUUAA
Notolabrus celidotus (New Zealand spotty) is the source of this 7337-nucleotide messenger RNA. RefSeq names its product muskelin 1, intracellular mediator containing kelch motifs (gene mkln1). Gene Ontology annotation, molecular function: protein binding. Gene Ontology annotation, cellular component: cytoplasm. The coding region runs from base 32 to 2260 and encodes 742 amino acids. NCBI's taxonomy places the organism in Eukaryota, Metazoa, Chordata, Actinopteri, Labriformes, Labridae. The record is from RefSeq and is a predicted model, not a curated record. The transcript has 18 exons.